AUCAAAUCAACUUUCUGCUCUUCUUCGCUCAAUUUGUCAGCUGGAGAACAUGUGCAUCACUUGAAGAUCAAAAUUACAUUUAAGCUAAGGUAUACUAACAACACUUGCAUUUCUAAUCAAGGGUUGAUUUAUUUGUUGGUCUGUUCAACAUAACGUGUCAAACCAAGAGGCGCAAAAACCAAUUCACUAUAGUGACUCUGGCCUCAACUCAAAUUAGCACUCUACAUCAAUCUCACCACACACAUACAGACUCGACGGACCAUGGUCCGCACGCAGCAGCCGCAGCAGCAGGACGCCACUGCAGUCUCCGCCUUGUCCGCGUCCAUAUCCGAUGGAAAGAAGCACCUCCUGCUGUCUGCGUCGGGUUCCGUCGCCACCAUAAAGCUGCCCAAUAUCCUAAGGGCUCUCGGGGAGGCUCACGACCCGUCGCGGCUGUCAAUCCGCGUAGUUCUUACGCAUUCGGCCGAGCACUUCCUGGCCGGUCAGGCGGAGGAACAGCCAACCCUGGAAGCCAUCAGGGCCAUUCCGUGUGUCGACGCCGUGUAUGGAGACGCCGAUGAGUGGGGCCCGCGGCCGUGGAAGAGGGGGGAGGGGAUUCUACACAUAGAACUAAGAAAGUGGGCCGACAUGUUGGUCAUCGCCCCGCUGAGCGCAAACACCCUGGCCAAGAUCACAAACGGCAUCUGCAACAACUUACUGACGAGCGUCGUGCGCGCCUGGGACACGGACGGCGUCGUCGAAGGGCGCGGGAAGCGCAUCAUCGUCUGCCCUGCCAUGAACACGGCCAUGUGGCGACAUCCCAUCACGGCCAAGCAGAUCCGCACGCUGGAGAAGGAUUGGGGAGCCGGGAGUACGCAAGGUGAGGGCGAUGGCGGCUGGUUCGAGGUCAUGCCGCCACAAGAGAUGAAGCUUGCAUGUGGUGACGUUGGGGUGGGUGGGAUGGUGGAUUGGAAGCAGGUUGUGAAGGCCAUCGAGCUGAGGUUAGAUCUAAGCCAGGACCAACUGGGGCAGCCGACUUGAACCAUACAGAUUAUUUAGGAAAUAAUUAAGUGCGUUUCGUCGA
This is a messenger RNA of Pyricularia grisea, 1063 nucleotides long. RefSeq lists its product as uncharacterized. Lineage: Eukaryota; Fungi; Ascomycota; Sordariomycetes; Magnaporthales; Pyriculariaceae. Gene Ontology annotation, molecular function: phosphopantothenoylcysteine decarboxylase activity; FMN binding. Bases 262 to 1020 code for a protein of 252 amino acids. Gene Ontology annotation, cellular component: phosphopantothenoylcysteine decarboxylase complex. The record is from RefSeq and is a predicted model, not a curated record. The transcript is spliced from 2 exons. Gene Ontology annotation, biological process: coenzyme A biosynthetic process.